This is a messenger RNA of Acanthosepion pharaonis, 1122 nucleotides long. Lineage: Eukaryota; Metazoa; Mollusca; Cephalopoda; Sepiida; Sepiidae. The record is from the annotation of a GenBank genome assembly.
AUGUAUUUUCAUAUCUAUCUAUCUAUCUAUCUAUCUAUCUAUCUAUCUAUCUAUCUAUCUCAAUAUGUUCCUAUCUCUCUAUCUAUCUCAGUAUGUUCCUAUCUCUCUAUAUAUCUCAGUAUGUUCCUAUCUAUCUAUCUAUCUAUAUUUCAGUCUAUUCCUAUCUAUCUACCUUUCUAUCUAUCUAUCUCAGUAUAUUCAUAUCUAUCUAUCUAUCUGGAGUCUAACUAUGUCGGUAUGUUCAAAUCUAUCUAUCUAUCUAUCUAUCUAUCUAUCUAUCUAUCUAUCUAUCUAUCUAUCUAUCUAUCUAAAUGUGUGUCCAUCUGUCUGUAUCUAUAUACUUUUCUCAAUCACUUUCAUUCUAUUUCCUCGAUACAUACACAGAGAUACGUCCCACUUCUUUUUUUUUAUUUAUACAGUCUUUCCUUUAUUCAUUCCUUCACUCAUUACACUCUUCUAUCUAUCUAUCUAUCUAUCUAUAUAUAUAUAUAUAUAUAUAUAUAUAUAUAUAUAUAUAUAUAUCGAUCGAUCGAUCGAUCUCUUCCUCUUUCUUCUCUCCUCCCUUUUCAUUUCUCUCGAACAUUUUACUUCUAUAAAGAAGUCUCUGCUUUUUUCUCUUUCUUUUCUAUUUCUCCUUUUCCUUCUCUCCCCUUUAAACUCCCUUGCUUUUUUCUAAUCAUUCCUUCUUUCUUUGUACUGAUUAAUCUUUUCUUUCAUCCUCCCCCUCCUUUCUUUCUUUCUUUCUUUCUUUCUUUCUUUCUUUCUUUCUCUUUGUUACUCUUUCCUGUUUCUACAAUCCUCUUCUAUUUUUCUCUUUCUCAUUCUUGCUCUCUUUCUUUUCUCUUCUUUUUUCUCCCUCUUUUUCCCCUCUCCCUUUUCUUCUUUUUUCCUUUCUUUUUCUUUCUUCGCUUCUUUUUUUCUCUUUCUUUUUUGUCUCACUUUCCUUCUCUUUCCUCCUUUUUCUUCUCUCUUGAUUUCUUUUUCCUCCCCUUCCCUCUCUUUCUCUUCCCUCUUUCUAAUCUCUCCACAUUCUGUCAUAUUUCUUUUCUCCCUUUCUAUUCCCAUUUGCCUCGCAUUAUUACAAUGCUGACGUUUUUAUUUCCCUUCUUUUGUCCGUUUUGA